Molecule: messenger RNA, 1954 nt
Organism: Aspergillus campestris IBT 28561
Lineage: Eukaryota; Fungi; Ascomycota; Eurotiomycetes; Eurotiales; Aspergillaceae
Product: chaperonin-containing T-complex subunit CCT5
Exons: 11
Coding region: 146-1792 (548 amino acids)
Biological process (GO): protein folding
Cellular component (GO): chaperonin-containing T-complex
Molecular function (GO): ATP-dependent protein folding chaperone; ATP hydrolysis activity; ATP binding
Source: RefSeq, a predicted model, not a curated record
CCCGGCUCCAUCUACCGUCUUUCAUACCACCACGUCACCCUAUUACUACGUUUCAGGGGUUGAUUCCUCGGAUUAAAUUCUCUUUUUACUUGUCAACUCUUUCAAGUGUCAAUACAAGUCCCCUGCCUCGUGGCAGCCCGUCAAGAUGGCGAUGCAGCUUGAUCUAUCUCAAGCUUCUGUUAUGAAAGAUGAGCAGGGCCGGCCGUUCAUUGUCGUUCGCGAUCAAGGAAAGAAGAAGAGACAACAUGGCAACGACGCCAUCAAAUCACACAUUGUCGCCGCUAAGACUGUUGCGAACAUCGUGAAGAGUUCUCUGGGGCCCCGUGGUCUCGACAAGAUUCUGAUCUCCCCCGAUGGAGAUAUUACGGUCACCAACGAUGGUGCUACUAUCCUGGGCCAGAUGGACAUCACGAACAACGUUGCGAGGCUCCUGGUUGAGCUUUCGAAAUCCCAAGAUGAAGAGAUUGGUGAUGGAACAACCGGUGUCGUCGUCCUCGCUGCGUCCAUGUUGGAGCAAGCCUCCGAUCUUAUCGAUAAGGGAAUCCAUCCCAUCCGAAUUGCCGAUGGCUUCGACCAGGCUUGUGAGAUUGCCGUUGAGCAGCUUGAUAAGAUCAGCGACACCAUCCCUUUCAGCAGGGAUGACACCUCGAACCUGAUGAAGGUCGCCAAGACCAGUCUGGGUAGCAAGAUUGUUUCCAAGUCCCAUGACCAGUUCGCCAAGAUCGCCGUCGAUGCCGUUCUCUCCGUCGCAGACCUCGAGCGCAAGGAUGUCGAUUUCGAGCUGAUCAAGGUUGAUGGGAAGGUCGGCGGUGCCCUGGAGGACUCGCUUCUUGUCAAGGGUGUGAUCGUGGAUAAGGAUUUCUCGCACCCUCAGAUGCCCAGUGAGAUCUCGGACGCCAAGCUGGCCAUCCUCACCUGUCCGUUUGAGCCCCCGAAGCCGAAGACCAAGCACAAGCUCGACAUCACGUCGGUCGAAGAAUACAAGCGACUGCAGGACUACGAGCGCGAAAAGUUCACCGAGAUGAUCCAGCACUUGAAGAACUCCGGUGCCAACCUGGCAAUCUGCCAGUGGGGCUUUGACGACGAAGCCAACCAUCUGCUCCUCCAGAACAAGCUCCCCGCUGUCCGUUGGGUCGGCGGUCCCGAGAUCGAGCUGAUCGCCAUUGCGACGAACGGUCGCAUUGUCCCUCGAUUCGAGGACCUGAGCGCGGACAAGCUGGGUUCCGCCGGUAAAGUGCGCGAGAUGACCUUCGGCACCACCCGGGAGAAGAUGCUCGUUAUCGAAGAAUGUGCCAACAGCCGUGCCGUGACGGUAUUCGUACGAGGCAGCAACAAGAUGAUCAUUGACGAAGCGAAACGGUCGCUGCACGACGCGCUCUGCGUCGUCCGUAACCUGGUCACGGACAACCGGGUUGUGUACGGUGGUGGCGCUGCGGAGAUUGCUUGCUCCAUUGCGGUGGAAGAUGCCGCUGUCAAGAGCCCCGGCAUUGAACAGUAUGCCAUGCGCGCGUUUGCGGAUGCCCUGGAUUCCGUGCCCUUGGCUCUGGCCGAGAACUCCGGUCUGAGCCCGAUCGAGACGCUUGCCUCGAUCAAGUCGCGCCAGGUCAAGGAGAACAACUCCCGCCUGGGUGUUGACUGCAUGCUCACCGGCUCCAACGACAUGAGAGAGCACUUCGCCAUUGAUCCCCUGAUCGGCAAGCGCCAGCAGCUUCUGCUCGCGACCCAGCUGUGCCGCAUGGUCCUGAAGAUCAACAACAUCAUCAUCUCGGGUGACGAUGACCAAGAGUUCUAGAUUUCUUGAAUCCAGUCUAAUCCUUUCAACGGCGACUGUGGCGUGGCCUGUUGUGUGGUACAUAUAAACUUUUGCCAUAGGUAAUCAUUUGGUCGGUGUCUACAAAAUCAUGGCGGGAUACAUAGAAAAGUCCGGUGCAAUGAAAGAAAUGACAACAAUCGU